Messenger RNA from Malaclemys terrapin pileata, 1416 nucleotides. RefSeq names its product phosphomannomutase 2 (gene PMM2). Gene Ontology annotation, molecular function: phosphomannomutase activity. The record is from RefSeq and is a predicted model, not a curated record. The transcript has 8 exons. Gene Ontology annotation, biological process: GDP-mannose biosynthetic process; protein N-linked glycosylation; mannose metabolic process. Bases 78 to 821 code for a protein of 247 amino acids. Gene Ontology annotation, cellular component: cytosol. NCBI's taxonomy places the organism in Eukaryota, Metazoa, Chordata, Testudines, Emydidae.
GGCAUCCACCGCGGCGGGGUCGCGCAGAGCCGGAAGCGAGUGCAACUCCCGGCUGAGCCACCUCAUUCAUCCGCAGUAUGGCGGCGCCGGGCAGCAGCGUCCUGUGCCUCUUCGAUGUGGACGGGACCCUGACCGCCCCCAGGCAGAAAAUCACAGCAGAAAUGGCAGAUUUUCUGCAGAAGCUGCGGAAGAAGGUGAGAGUUGGAGUUGUAGGUGGUUCAGAUUUUGACAAAGUUCAAGAGCAGCUGGGAGACGAUGUGGUUGAAAAAUUUGACUACGUCUUUCCAGAAAAUGGUCUUGUAUCAUACAAAGAUGGGAAAUUUUUGUGCAAGCAGAGCAUUCAAAGUCACCUGGGUGAGGACCUGCUCCAAGAUCUAAUCAACUAUUGUCUGAGUUACAUUGCAAAAAUUAAACUGCCAAAGAAAAGGGGUACUUUUAUUGAGUUCCGAAAUGGGAUGCUGAAUGUCUGCCCUGUUGGGAGAAGCUGCAGUCAGGAAGAGCGAAUCGAGUUCUAUGAACUUGAUAAAAGGGAACAUAUAAGAGAGAAAUUUGUAGCUGAUUUACAAAGAGAAUUUGCAGGAAAAGGCCUCACAUUUUCUAUAGGGGGGCAGAUAAGCUUUGAUGUAUUUCCAAAUGGCUGGGAUAAGACAUACUGCUUAGGAAUUGCCUGCAACGAUGGAUACAAGACUAUCUAUUUCUUUGGAGAUAAGACCAUGCCAGGUGGAAAUGAUUAUGAAAUCUACACAGACUCCCGAACAAUAGGCCACAGUGUCACAUCACCAGAGGACACAAGAAGAAUCUGUGAAGAGCUAUUUUUUUAAAUAAAUGACUUUGUUUUCCUUUAGAUUUGACAGCAGCCAAACACUGUGUUCAGCUAAAGUCAAGAAGAAAUACCAAUCCCUUCGAACAUGAAAUAUUUCACUUCUUUCCAGUGGUGUUUUUUCUUAAUGGUUCACAAACAGCAAAUGUUCUGUUAAUCAUACAUCACUAGCAAGAAUUCAAUGUUGAUUUGUCGAAUAUAGCAAAAUUUGUUUAGGAACCAAUCUUUUGUAUUCCCAUAGCCACAAGUUUAAUUCAGUUAUGUACUGAUGUCUUUUUAAAAAUGAAUUAUCUAACUAGGAUAUGUAGAUUCAGCUGUUUUUUUCUCUGAAGUGGUACAUUGGGGAACAUAAUUGAAAACUCCUACAACUAGACAUUUUUGGCUCAAAUUAACACUACCUGAUUUAACUCCUCAUAAGCUAAAAUUAAAAAUUCACUGGCAUAUUUGAUUCUUAGCAAUGUUAGUUUUGGAUUUAGAUUUAGUGGAUUCUGUGAUAAGGGAGAAAUGACACCAUUAAGUGAAUGUGCUUUAAAAAUAGGUGUAGUAAAAAACAGGGAGCGAGACUUGUCACCUUCAAAUAAAGUAAUUUUUCUGCA